This is a messenger RNA of Columba livia (rock pigeon), 1680 nucleotides long. It is a transcript of the gene RRAD, whose product is annotated as RRAD, Ras related glycolysis inhibitor and calcium channel regulator. The record is from RefSeq and is a predicted model, not a curated record. Gene Ontology annotation, biological process: negative regulation of high voltage-gated calcium channel activity. The transcript has 5 exons. NCBI's taxonomy places the organism in Eukaryota, Metazoa, Chordata, Aves, Columbiformes, Columbidae. The coding region runs from base 163 to 1074 and encodes 303 amino acids. Gene Ontology annotation, molecular function: calcium channel regulator activity; GTPase activity; GTP binding. Gene Ontology annotation, cellular component: plasma membrane.
GUGCGCGUCACGGCGGGGAGGGCCGAGCUGGCGGAGCCAUAAAUAGGGGCGAGGAGCGGGGUGGCGGCAGCAGUCGCUGAGGGAGCUCCUGCAGCAGCGCAAGCGAUUAACGGCGGGGAAUCCCUUUCUGCUUCCCUCCCUCCGCGGGGCGCCCCGAGCUCCAUGACUCUGAACCGCGGCGACAAGCUGCGCUACCUGGACAAGCGGCGCGGCAGUAUGCCCUUCUCCGUGCACCAGCACCUGCACCGGCGCAGCAUGCCGGUGGACGAGCGGGACCUGCGGGCCGCCCUGCCGCAGGGCGAGCUCUCCGACCUGGUGCGCUGCACCUCGUACAGCCCCGGCGAGGAGCACCGGGAGAGCUGGGCCUCCGACUCCUCCGACUCCAUCAUCUCCUCGGGCAGCGACUCCGACAGCAACCUCUACAAGGUGAUCCUGCUGGGCGAGCACGGCGUCGGCAAGACCAGCCUGGCCCGCAUCUUCGGCGGCGUGGAGGACUGCGCGGACGCGGAAGAGGCCGGAAAUACAUAUGACAGAUCUAUUAUAGUUGACGGAGAAGAAGCAUCUCUCGUGGUGUUUGAUAUAUGGGAGCAGGAUGACAGCCAAUGGCUUCAGAACCACUGUAUGAAAAUGGGAGAUGCCUAUAUUAUUGUCUAUUCAGUGACAGACAAAGUUAGUUUUGAAAAGGCCUCUGAGCUAAGAAUCCAGCUAAGAAGAGCAAGGCAAACAGAAGACAUUCCUAUUAUUCUUGUGGGCAAUAAAAGCGACCUGGUCAGGUCCCGGGAAGUCUCAGUUGAUGAGGGACGGGCCUGUGCCGUUGUGUUUGACUGCAAAUUUAUCGAGACAUCAGCUGCUCUUCAUCAUAAUGUCAAGGACUUGUUUGAAGGUAUUGUUCGGCAAAUCAGACUUCGAAAAGACAGUAAAGAAGACAAUGCCAGGAGAAUGGCUAACACAAAGAGAAGAGAAAGCAUAGGCAAAAAGGCAAAGCGAUUCCUUGGGAGAAUUGUGGCAAAGAACAAUAAGAAGAUGGCUUUCAAAGCAAAAUCCAAGUCUUGCCAUGACUUAUCUGUGCUUUAGGAGCUUCAGCAAGGCCAGAUGUGUUGUGUGUGUGAUGAACAAGCAUCUGACUGUUAUGAGAAGCAUACGGAUGAUCCUCAUGGUGAUAAGAAGAAUGACUUGUCAGUUGAGACUCUUGUUAGUGCCUUAAGGUGCACAAGGAAGUCCAGAAGUUACACGACAAUGUCUGCUUCAUUGAUAAAUGGUUUAAGUUUCAAUGUGUGCAAGUAAAUGAACUAACUGUAAAUAGUGGCUUGCCAUGGCCACAUUUUCACUGUGUACAUAUGUUAAAUAUCCUCUUGUCCUGUGGAUACCAGAGAUGCAAAGAUAUGAUGAGUAUCACCAUAGACUUGUCUCGUUUGCAGAGCAAAACUUAAACUUGUACGCAGGCUCGUACACUCUUUCUAGUAUAAAGCAAGCAAUGAUAAAUCUUUUUAAACAAAUGUGGGGAGAGGGGAUUAGAACUAUGUUAAAAUGGGAGAAAACAAAUUACAUAUAAAUAUAUACUUAAAUACAAAACAGAUAUCAUUUUAUGAAGUUAAUUUGCACUUGCAUUAACCAUUAUUCAAUUAAUUUGUUACUUGUUUACAUGCAGAUUUUAUAAUAAAGUAUUAUUUCCUGUUAUAA